Molecule: messenger RNA, 2460 nt
Organism: Numida meleagris (helmeted guineafowl)
Lineage: Eukaryota; Metazoa; Chordata; Aves; Galliformes; Numididae
Gene: STXBP1
Product: syntaxin binding protein 1
Biological process (GO): intracellular protein transport; vesicle-mediated transport; neurotransmitter secretion
Cellular component (GO): plasma membrane; secretory granule
Molecular function (GO): syntaxin binding
Source: RefSeq, a predicted model, not a curated record
AAAUCAUGCACGAUGUGAUCCGGAAGGUGAAGAAGAAGGGGGAAUGGAAGGUGCUGGUGGUGGACCAGCUCAGCAUGCGCAUGCUGUCCUCCUGCUGCAAAAUGACCGACAUCAUGACGGAGGGCAUCACCAUUGUGGAGGACAUCAACAAGCGCCGGGAGCCACUGCCCAGCCUGGAAGCUGUGUAUCUCAUCACGCCCUCCGAGAAGUCCGUCCACUCCCUCAUCAGUGACUUCAAGGACCCCCCCACCUCCAAGUACAGAGCAGCUCACGUCUUCUUCACCGACUCCUGCCCCGAUGCCCUGUUCAACGAGCUGGUGAAGUCCCGCGCUGCCAAGGUCAUCAAGACCCUGACCGAGAUCAACAUCGCCUUCCUGCCCUCCGAGUCCCAGGUUUACUCCCUGGAUUCAGCAGACUCCUUCCAAAGCUUCUACAGCCCACACAAGGCGCAGAUGAAGAACCCGAUCCUGGAGCGGCUGGCGGAGCAGAUUGCCACCCUGUGUGCCACGCUGAAGGAAUACCCGGCCGUGCGGUACCGCGGGGACUACAAGGACAACGCCAUGCUGGCGCAGCUCAUCCAGGACAAGCUGGAUGCCUACAAGGCUGACGACCCCACCAUGGGUGAGGGUCCGGACAAGGCUCGCUCCCAGCUCCUCAUCCUGGAUCGCGGCUUCGACCCCGCUUCCCCAGUGCUGCACGAGCUGACCUUCCAGGCCAUGAGCUAUGACCUGCUGCCCAUCGAGAACGACGUCUACAAGUAUGAGACGAGUGGCAUCGGGGAGGCGCGGGUGAAGGAGGUUCUCCUGGACGAGGACGAUGACCUCUGGGUCUCCCUGCGCCACAAGCACAUCGCCGAGGUGUCCCAGGAGGUGACCCGCUCCCUGAAGGAGUUCUCGUCAAGCAAGAGGAUGAACACGGGCGAUAAGACCACCAUGAGGGACCUGUCCCAGAUGCUGAAGAAGAUGCCACAGUACCAGAAAGAGCUCAGCAAGUACUCCACUCACCUGCACCUGGCCGAGGACUGCAUGAAGCACUACCAGGGCACGGUGGACAAGCUGUGCCGAGUGGAGCAGGACCUGGCCAUGGGCACCGAUGCUGAAGGCGAGAAGAUCAAAGAUCCCAUGAGGGCCAUUGUCCCCAUCCUGCUGGACGGGAACGUCAGCACCUACGACAAGAUCCGCAUCAUCCUGCUCUACAUCUUCCUGAAGAACGGUAUCACCGAGGAGAACCUGAACAAGCUGAUCCAGCACGCCCAGAUCCCGGCCGAGGACAGCGAGAUCAUCACCAACAUGGCCCACCUCGGCGUGCCCAUCAUCACAGACUCCACCCUGCGGCGCCGGAGCAAGCCGGAGCGGAAGGAGCGGAUCAGCGAGCAGACGUACCAGCUGUCCCGGUGGACCCCCGUCAUUAAGGACAUCAUGGAGGACGCCAUCGAGGACAAGCUGGACACCAAGCACUACCCGUACAUCUCCACCCGCUCCUCCGCCUCCUUCAGCACCACGGCUGUCAGUGCCCGCUACGGCCACUGGCACAAGAACAAGGCCCCCGGCGAGUACCGCAGCGGCCCCCGCCUCAUCAUCUUCAUCCUGGGGGGGGUGAGCAUGAACGAGAUGCGCUGCGCCUACGAGGUGACGCAAGCCAGCGGCAAGUGGGAGGUGCUAAUAGGUUCUACUCACAUUCUCACUCCCACCAAAUUUCUCAUGGACCUGAGGCACCCCGACUUCAGGGACUCCACUAGGGUCUCAUUUGAGGAUCAGGCUCCAGCAAUGGAGUGAGCCCAAGCAACCAAGUAAAGGCAGCCAACUAAACGAGAAAAGAAACUCUUCCUCCCCGAAGGGCUUUCUUUGAUUCUUCCGUUCUUUUGUUAUGCUUUGGGUUUUCGCUUUUCCUUUGGAUGAUUUUGAUUUUUGGAUGAGAAAAUGCUUGCAGUUCUCACCGCUGCCAUGCCCGGCCCCGCAGCCCCUCCAUGCCAUGCGCUCCCCAUAGUGCAGAUGGGGUCCCCCCCCGCUCGGGGACGUGCAGAGCAGUGUCCUGGUGCUCGGGGAGAGAUUGGUGCGCGCUCCUGGUUCUGUAGGAAGGGAUGGGUUCGUUGGAUUCUUUGUCCUCCACGAUGGAGCGGGACCCAGCGUUGUCCCCAGUGGGGUACACGGGGACGGUGACAUCUCGUUGUGCACAGGGCUGCCAGCCAGGUCCUGCUCCAUGACCCAGCACUGGUGCACAGUGUGCAGCCCCCAGGCAAAGCGGGGACAUGGGGACACCCAGGGGAGGGUUGGGGGGGGCAGUCACGAAGGAGUGGGGCUGCAGCAGGCAGUACCCCCCCCCACCCCUCUCCUCCUUUCCAACCUAUCUUUACCCCCCUUUCACCCAAGGAUGCUCAUCCCACUGAGCCCCCCCCUUGUAGUGUGUUCCCCCCCCUGUGCCCAUGGUGGCGUUCAGCAGGAUCUACUGCAUGUGGGCAGG